Molecule: messenger RNA, 893 nt
Organism: Falco peregrinus (peregrine falcon)
Lineage: Eukaryota; Metazoa; Chordata; Aves; Falconiformes; Falconidae
Product: glutathione peroxidase 1
Exons: 2
Biological process (GO): hydrogen peroxide catabolic process; response to hydrogen peroxide; glutathione metabolic process
Cellular component (GO): cytosol; mitochondrion
Molecular function (GO): glutathione peroxidase activity
Source: RefSeq, a predicted model, not a curated record
GCGGCAGUGUUGGCCAUGGCGGCGGCGGCGGCGGCGGCGGCGGCGGGGCUGGCGGGGCUGGCGGCGCGGCCGCUGGGCGCGGCGGAGCCGCUGGCGCUGGGCUCGCUGCGGGGGAAGGUGCUGCUGGUGGCCAAUGUGGCGUCGCUCUGAGGCACCACCACCCGCGACUUCCUGCAGCUCAACGAGCUGCAGCGGCGCUACGGGCCACGCGGGCUGCAGGUCCUCGGCUUCCCCUGCAACCAGUUCGGACACCAGGAGAAUGCUAAGAACGAGGAGAUCCUGCUCUCGCUGGAGCACGUACGUCCCGGCAACGGCUACAAGCCCAAUUUCAUCAUGUUCGAGAAGUGCGAGGUGAACGGGAAGGACGCGCACCCCCUCUUCACCUUCCUGAAAGAGGCGCUGCCCUUCCCGCACGAUGACCCCUCCUCGCUGAUGACCAACCCGCAGUACAUCAUCUGGUCCCCCGUCUGCCGCAACGACAUCUCCUGGAACUUCGAGAAGUUCCUCAUCGGCCCCGACGGCGUGCCCUUCAAACGCUACAGCCGGCAUUUCGAAACCAUCAAGAUCCAGGAUGAUAUUGAAUUGCUUCUGCAGAAGGUUCCCAAGAAUGUUCUGGAAUAAAGCAGAGUGCCACAGCGUUCGCCAGCUGGCCCCCUUGCUUCCUACCUUGUGCGCCCGCCUGUUCCCCUCGCAGGGGGCUGCUGCUCAGGCAGAAAUCCCGAUGUCUUGUGCAGGUUUUGCUUGUGAUGGUGCGUCUUCCAAAUUCUCGAAGUGUACUUGAUGUUUUCAAAAGCUGCACGAGAAUGUUUGGGAAACUAUGCCGAGGAAAGCAGCCAUGAGUCUCAGUAGCUUCCUGUGAUUUUCUGAACAAAAAUAAAUGCUACUUUCUUUAA